AUGGAUCUGUGUCACAGCUUCGACAUCAAUGACCCCAAUACCAAUCUGGAGUCCCUGGUCCGGGUGACCGGUUCUCUGUCUCCGGAUAACAGUACUAUCGCAUACAUCAACGGGACCGUGUACUACCGGCUUCCUGGCGAAACUGCAAAGAAAAUAUUGAACUUCGAAGGCUAUAACAUCAAUCGGAAAGAACGUGAAAAGGAAGGGAAUUAUAUGUCUCUUUCGUGUGAGUUUGUCGUCUAUAGAGAUCCGGUGACGUCGGAGAUCCUAAAAGUUUGGAUGAAUCCGAUGACCUCCCAGCCAAAUGAAGUAUUCGCCGUCCAAAACGAUCCAGUAGAUGCUGUUUUUGUUCUUGGUGACGUCAUCAAGACUGUUCAUGCAUCCUCGGAACAGCUCGCGUUUGAGUUGAAUAUUGACCUAUCAUAUCCAAAUGUCCUCGGCCCGCAAAAAUACCCUAAGUUUUCUGCUGGUGACACGUACAAAGGAACAGAACUUUUUACGUACCUAUCAAACUAUACUGAAUUGUCCACCAGCCAAUCGGACAGUGUGCCGUUUUUCGGUACAUGGCAGAGGAGUAGUCAGUUUCUGCCGUGGAUGGAGAUGGGAACCACGCCUGGUCAUCUCAUCUACAACACAUUCUUUUGGAAAUGUGACCGCGGAUUGGCAUGUAUAGCAGAUGACAUUCUAGAGCUGAUACGUUCGGAUGGACUUCUGAAAUACCUUACCGCCCCAGUAUGGUACGAGGUACCCAAUGAUACCUCAUGGUCGGUCUUCAAGAGUAAAAUCGACGCAAGACGUGCGGCAAACUUGUCCGACAUCAUCAUACCCAUGGUCAAUUCAACAGGUCAUCCAAUCAUUAAUUUGCCGCAAGUUGAUCGUAAAAUUGUCUCUUUGCUUGAAAAUCAGAAACAUAUCCCAUUUCGGUUCAACGGCUCCGUUUUUACUUCACUUAACGGAAACCAGAUCGACCUCUACCGAUUAGAAGGUAAUGCAACAGCAACGGUUUCUUUUAACGCGUCAGCGUCUCAGCACGAGCCUUACAUGACAAUUCAAUGUAAAUAUUCCGGAUAUUAUCGAAAUGCGUCGUCUGGUGUCGUCAUAACGACAUGGACCAAUCCGUUGACAAACAGAAGUCUAGAUUUACCCGAUGUUUAUGGAUCAGAGUUCAUUUCCUUUGACAGAAAUGACAUAUACACAAACGAUAUCCCAGAUAAUGACGUUAUCGGUCUUAUAGGUGUUAGCUCCACAACUCAAGGUCAAAAGUUACCAGAUGAUGAAAUCUGGACCGUGAGCAUGCCUGUAUUAGCAUUUCCACUUCCGGUUGUUGUCGAUGUUCCAAGGUUUUACGGAACAUGGACGAUAUUCUCUAAUUAUCCUGCUGGAUGGGACUGGGAAAGACCGAUGGGUUUCUGA
Ylistrum balloti is the source of this 1413-nucleotide messenger RNA. RefSeq lists its product as uncharacterized. The transcript has a single exon. The record is from RefSeq and is a predicted model, not a curated record. The coding region runs from base 1 to 1413 and encodes 470 amino acids. NCBI's taxonomy places the organism in Eukaryota, Metazoa, Mollusca, Bivalvia, Pectinida, Pectinidae.